Porites evermanni is the source of this 321-nucleotide messenger RNA. NCBI's taxonomy places the organism in Eukaryota, Metazoa, Cnidaria, Anthozoa, Scleractinia, Poritidae. The record is from the annotation of a GenBank genome assembly.
AUGAGUGGCGAUUUCUUAGGCGGGUUAAAAAACCUCCUAAGUGUAGCUCUUAACGAGGUUUUGGGCGACACAUCAGCAGGCGAGGCCGAGAAGACUGAUUUUCACGUCAUCUACGCCAACAACAGCCUGCUUCGACUUGACUACAUGAUGUAUAAGUACACUUUCGCUUCGAAAGGAUUGAAGGACGAAUGCACGAAUGCUUUCUGCUACUGCAUGCAGGUCGGCAUUUUAGACCUGGAGAAAGUGGAUCCGCAGAUAAUGUUGUACGAGCUGACCAGAGCCGUUGGAGAAGAGGCACUUCCAAGCGCAUUAACGCAUUAG